UCCACUCUCUCAAAUUCAGAAAGUUUCUGUUUUCGCGAUCCAAAAGAUAGAAAGAAAAUCCAAUUCCAGACGACUCCGAUCGUCUUCUUCAGCUUACAAGGGACGCCGAUCUAUUUCUCUCUCUUCUCCGAUCGUCUUUUGAUUGGUUUGCUUUUUGAUGUGAUUAGAAACUAGAACUUGAACAGAAGCUUGAGUUUUCGGGUUUUUUCCAGAAUAAAUAACUGUCGGCGGCUUCGAUCUAUCAUAUCAGACCCAUCAUCUUUUCUUCUGUUAUUUCCAAUCAAAACCCGUUUCAAAAGAGAGUCGAGCAGACAAGGGGGCAAUAUAUUGGUCUCGAAUAGUUCAUUGAUUUCAAGAAGAACAUUUCAAAAAUGAAAUUGCAUAGAAAUAGGUUCAAAGGUGGCUGAUUUGUUGAUACUUUUUAAUGUAAGUACACGGUGUUUGAUACGCAGAAUAUCAAUUAGUUCAGUUGUUAAUUUUUUACUUUUUUUGUUUUUCCCCUCCCCUGUGUUAACAGAGAGUUAUCUCCUUGAUUAGCACUGUUCAUUUAAGCUUGAUCAGUUAGAAAAGUUGUUACAUUUCUGUUGUAAUCAGUGGUUAAUUAGUCUUGCUAAUUAGGGUUAGUUCAUGCUUAAUUAGUUAGUGUCCUACAGCUGUCUGCCACAUGUCUCUCAUCUGUGCAGUGCAGCUAUAGGUAUAAAUAUCUUGUACGACUUUAUCUUCUGGUAAUGCAGCUCCUUUUCUUCUCAAAAUAUCUGAGUUUCUCUCUUUUCUCUCUAGACUCUCUCUAUCUCUAACAUGGCAUCAAGAGCCAGGUUCGAUUGGGACCAGUGUCUUGCAUCUUUUGCUUAGCUACCUGAGGAUCAUGAAGCGAUCGUUCUCUUCUAGUUCUUGCGGGUGUUGAUUUCUACAAUAUCAAAGAAAGAUUCAAGUUUGAGAUAAGUUCAAUUUUGUUUCUAGAUCCGGAAUUAUGGAAGUUCUGAAAGUUGAAAUUUGUUGCUGAUUUCUGGUUUCAAAGUGUUGAUUCCAUGAUGGAAGUAGUAUGCCUACUGUCUAGUACAAGAUUCAUGAGUUUUUGCUGUGAUUUGCUUAAGAUUGAAGUUUGGUAAAGCCCUAAAUUUGUUCAUAGAUGUUUCAGUACUUGCUUGUGGAAGAUCUAGUUGUGAUUUUGGAAGAUAUGGAAGUCUAAAAUCCUAGUUUCUCAUCAGUAUUUGUUCAAGAUCAUAUCAGAAAUUGUUGAAGAUCAUACAGCUAUUUUGCUGGGUUUUAUCUCUGUUACUAGUGUGAAGUUGCUACACAUUGCAUAAGCUGGAAAUUGUUGGAUUUCGGUUAUGUUCAUCAGUUAGUCAUCUGAGAUCAUCAGUGGUGAAUUUUGAGUGUUGAUUUGUGUUGCCUAUCAUCAUGAAUACCGAUAUUGACUUAAGAAAUUGUCUACUGUCCAACUUCUGCAAUUUGAUUCCGGUUCACUUAGAUGGCUCUAACUAUGUCACAUGGAAGUUUUUGUUAGAGACAAUGUUAAAAGGUUGUGGUCUAAUGAAAUUUAUAGAUGGUUCGUUUCCUUGUCCUUCUCAAUAUAUGAUCACAGAAGAAAACGAAAGCACAUCUGAAAUAACAACAGAGUACAUUAAUUGGAAGCAAAACGAUUAUGCUGUGAUGACUUUGCUUGCUGCUACUCUAUCUAGUGAGGUUCUCUCUUUUGUUGUUGGAAGUAUUACUUCAAGGGAACUUUGGUGUUUGCUCAAAGGGAGGUAUGCCUCUACUUCUUGGUUUAACAAAGAGCAACUCAAGAGCAACUUUUACAAACGUCAAAAAGGUUCAGACUCUAUUGACAACUACCUGGAUCGAGUGAAGAUAGCUUGUGAUCAGUUGGCUAAUGUAGGGAUUCAUAUAUGACGGAUGAAGACAUAAUUGUCUCUGUUCUUCUUGGUUUGCCAUCAAACUAUACUACCAUGAAGACUAUAAUCAGGGCUAAGCCUACCCCGAUUUCAUUACAAGAAUUAAGGUCUCUUUUACUCAUUGCUGAAGCUGAACUUGAUGAAAUUGACAAGUCUAUUUCUUUGCCAAGGUAUGCUUCUGCACCGACUCUUGUUACAAAUGACAAAUAUGAUGCUAAUGCUACGAUGCCUAUGAUGCCUACAAGUAGUGUUGCCUCUUCUAUUGGGUAUACUGUGCAGUCCAUGUCUAAUUUGGGGUAUACAAUGAGUGAUGCUCAUAAGGCUCCUGCUGUGUCUAAUGGAAUCUGUUAUGCCACUGCAUCUAUUCCUAAAAGGGAUUUUAUAUAUGCUGCAAAUACUGUGCUUAACAAUGAGUCUCAAGGAGACUUUGUACAGCAAUUUUCGAGUCCCUCUCAAUCUGCUGAUGUCCUGCACCAACACUUUGGUCAUUCACAACAGCACUUGAACCAUUGUCGAAAUAGUACUACUGACAGUUUUGUUACUGGGCUAUACACUCAACCCAAUACUGAUUUUACUCAGCAACACAGUGGUUACUCAAUGCAUAAUAGCAAUCAUGACUCAAGUGGAGGUUUUGUUCCCAAUCAUAACACUGCCUCUCAGCCUCUAUACUUUACAAAUACUUCAUCACCUAUUGCAGUCACUCCUAGUCUUGCAACCUGUGGUCGAAUAUCACAAGUACACGAUGGUUGUUUUCCUCAAACCUCAAGUUUCUUGCAGCAGCGUGGCUUUUCACAACCAUUUGCAUCGUGCACUAGUACUACAAAGCAAAAUGUUUAUGGGUGUUUCCCUCAAUCUACUGGUUUCAUUGCACAAAGUGAAGGUAUACAGAGGUCUUAUGGUAAUGAAAUUGGCAAUGGAGUGCAAGGCUAUAAUGGUUCGCAUCAACUACAUAACAACUCUCAGAAUGCUAGAGGAUCUGGAUCUCAUGGUGAUAUUGUUGAUGUGAAUAAUAGGACAGAACAACAUGCAGAGGCUCUUGUUUGUUCAAGUCGAGACCAUGGAGAUUAUGAAAAAGAUGGUCCUUUGCCCAUGGGAACUCAUGAUAACAACCUUGUUGGUAGUUCUUUUAAGGCCAAAAUGUCUUCUACGGAGUCCAAUAAGGAUGUUGUUGAGGAUCAUAUGAACAAUGGUAGCUAUCAAGGUAUUCAGCAAGUGCAACAGAAAAUACAACAAACCAAUGCAUUUCAGCAAAAUAAUGGCUCUCAGCACAAUGGAGGAUUCAUGAAGCAGCAACCCAAUCGUUCGGGAUACUCUGCACAAAGAUGUUACCAUAGGAACUCUCAGCCUUUGAAUAUUGCCUUGAGCUCAUAUGUGGAAUGCCAAUUGUGCAGGAGGCCUGGACACAUUGCCAAAAUUUGCAGAUAUAAACAAUGGCCAAGUAACAGCUCUCAGAAUACUCAAUUAAGUUCCUAUACCUCCAUGCCACUCAUUCCUCCUGGCUGAAGUACAUAUAUGGUGUGAUAGCUUGCAGCAGGCUGGAACAAUCAAGCUUCAGUUUGUAGCCUCAAAGAACAGAUUGCUGAUCUAUUUACAAAAGGGGCUCUGCUCACCACAGCACAACUAUCUUUGUGUCAGCUUGAAGCUCAUGUCUAAGCAUCAAGCUGAGGAGGGCUGUUAACAGAGAGUUAUCUCCUUGAUUAGCACUGUUCAUUUAAGCUUGAUCAGUUAGAAAAGUUGUUACAUUUCUGUUGUAAUCAGUGGUUAAUUAGUCUUGCUAAUUAGGGUUAGUUCAUGCUUAAUUAGUUAGUGUCCUACAGCUGUCUGCCACAUGUCUCUCAUCUGUGCAGUGCAGCUAUAGGUAUAAAUAUCUUGUACGACUUUAUCUUCUGGUAAUGCAGCUCCUUUUCUUCUCGAAA
Rosa rugosa (rugosa rose) is the source of this 3811-nucleotide messenger RNA. RefSeq lists its product as uncharacterized. Bases 1890 to 3398 code for a protein of 502 amino acids. The record is from RefSeq and is a predicted model, not a curated record. NCBI's taxonomy places the organism in Eukaryota, Viridiplantae, Streptophyta, Magnoliopsida, Rosales, Rosaceae. The transcript has 2 exons.